AUGACAGCCGAUCUUGAAACACUCAAACAGAACGUUUUCCGCAUGAUCAUAAUGUCUCGCAACGCAAACCUUCCGGUUCGUUUGUAAUCUUGAGUUACUGAUUAUCACAGUCUGUUCGAAAACGAUUGCUCUAGCUAGGCGCCAACUCUUUGUUUGGUAAAAAGUUCAUUUUUGUGUUUCUUUCAAAGACAUAACUUAUGAAGUUGGAUUUUUUACUUUUUUAAAGGCUUUUUACUCUCCUUUUUGUGAAAAAAUCUUUUUUCUUUGUGAAUUUCUAUGGUUGACAAAUUAGAAGCUAUCUAAAAGAUACAUUUUACAAAAAGCUUAUGAACAUCCGAGGAAAAAAACCAAUUGCUCGAAGAAGCCUCAAAGAUUCUUCCAAGCUUGUUGAAUAGGUAAAAAAAUAUUAAUUUUUUUGGUUUUUUUAUAGCUUUGAAUCGGAAAAACUAAAAAAAGUAGUCCUGCUAGUAAUUUCUGAAAUAUUUCAUGAAAAAAAUCAAAAAAAUCAAAAAAAGUUCAUAAUUUUUUUCAUCCAACUCAAUUAUUGACAGAAUUCAACGACAGAAGACGUCCGCCCUCCACUCAAGUUCAACGGGGUAAACAUUUCCAUUGAUUGCAAUAAAGGGAAAAAAACACGUUCAGAACGCACGAAGUCCAUACUCCAGGUCGCCGAUGGCUGUGAAGAAGUCUCAACCGACCCUUGUUUUCAAAGAUGUUAGUUUUGACAUUUUUUUCGUUUUCCACUGAAAACUGACUCAGAAUCCACUCCGAGCUUAUGAGGACUUGAUACCAAGCAUCCAUCAGAAGUUCCGGUCAACUUCUAUUUCGCUCCCUUUGAUCUCUCCAGUAAACAUUGAAGCAGAUCCGCGACAGGUUAGUUCUUCCGAAAAGCAUGUUAUUUUUUGUGAUUAUCAGAAAUUGUUUCGAAAUGGAACUCCAUAAUGAAGAUGAGUGUUCUUGAUUUUUCCGGUUUGAGACCGUGAACAAAAUCUUUUUCACUGCGUUCGUCCUUGCCAAAAGCGUGAGAAAGGAGAGAGAAACGUUGUAAAAUCAGUCUUGGAGCCUUGUGAUAAACUGCUUCGUAUGGAAGAUUGCCGAAGUCACAUAAAGUCCAACGCCAUGAGAUUAAUUGCUUUGGCGAUCAUGGCGUUUUAUAAUGGAUAAUCAAAUCGUUAGAACACAAAAGUACGGAUAAAGUGGAUUUUCAUAAAAAAAAGCAAGGAACUACAAGAAUUGAAGUCUUUGUAAACCUCUAUUUUUUUUUUGAUUGGUGAGCUACCUGCCAAUAAAAUCCUCCACAGAGCGAUUUUUCAUUAAAAUCGCUAAAAAUCUUGAUUUCUAAUUCAACUUUGAUAGAACCAUUGUUUGAAAAAAAAAUGGAACUUUUCAGUCAACCAGCCCUUCCAAUGCGGCUGUUGUCCCUACGCAGCCCGACACCUCUUCAUUGUUUUGUGAGUUUCAAAACUAUUUUUCCCACAAAAAGUUCAAUUCAGCCACCUUUAACAACCGGUCGCCACAGCUGUUUCCAGGUAAAAGCCCCCAAAUGAUGGAAACUUUAAUUUUUUUUUUCAGAGUUUGGAGAGUUAUUAAAUUCCGCUUUCUCAUUCAGCCAAACGAAUUUGGAUCGAUAUAGUCCUCUCAUACGAAUGUAGCUGAAAAUUUUCUUUUUGAAAUUAAUAAAAAUGUUUUUUGUAGCUCUGAAUCGAGGACGCCAUCGCCUCCUUUUCCGACAGGUAUAAUUAUUCAAGACAACAGUCGAUUGAAAUAAAAUUCAGUUUCGCUGCCCGAACCUCUAGACGAAGAAGAACGAGAGGAGUUACUUUGUGAGUCCUUUUAAGGUUCAAAUUAGGAAAAAAGACAUUUUUCAGCUCGAGGACCUUCUCGGCUUAUCGGAUUCCUGGUCACUGAAGCCAUGAGGCCUGAGACGGAUCAUAUUAUUCAAUGGACCGGUCGAGGAUUAGAAUUUUUCAUCGCUGACAAGGAAAAAUGCGCCAAUAUGUGGGGAAGAAGAAAACAUAACAGUAUGGUUAGUGAAUCGGUAGAAUUUCUUUUCAACUCUGGACUCUUUUGAAAAGUCUUCUAUACAUUUUAACAGAUUCCCGAUACGUUCUAUUUCAAAAUAUUGUAAGGAUUUUCAGAAAAUGACCUACGAUAAACUGGCCCGAGCUAUACGGGAAAAAUACCAGCAUAAGAACCGACCACAGUCUGGACAGUUGAGAAAAAGGAUGUCGUGAGUUUUCUAUGACUUUUUUUCCUACCGAGUUUCUCAACAAGUUUUACUUUUUUUAUCUCUGUUUCUAAAGAAGAAUGUAAAAAGCUAUUUGUUGGUUUUCUCCUUCAUUUCAUCAAAAGGUGCUUCAAAAACUAUUGAAAAAGUUCUCGUUUCUGUUUCAGAAACAUUUGUUUUUUCAGAUAAAUUAUGAUUUUCAGGAACUUACGCCUACAUAUUCACGGAGAAAGCCUAUCCAGAAAUGGAAAAGUUCACAAAGAUGAGGAUUCCGGACAUCGAAAGAUACGCAAGGAAAUACGCUACCCGGUAUCCUGA
This is a messenger RNA of Caenorhabditis auriculariae, 2545 nucleotides long. The record is from the annotation of a GenBank genome assembly. NCBI's taxonomy places the organism in Eukaryota, Metazoa, Nematoda, Chromadorea, Rhabditida, Rhabditidae.